This is a messenger RNA of Nezara viridula (southern green stink bug), 2387 nucleotides long. Lineage: Eukaryota; Metazoa; Arthropoda; Insecta; Hemiptera; Pentatomidae. The record is from the annotation of a GenBank genome assembly.
AGCAUUAAAGGCCAGAUUAAUCAAUACACAUCCCAUCUGAAGGAAGUAUUUAUAUUCUGUAAAAGUAAAUAUUUAUUCAUUAAAUUCAAUAAUGUUUUGAUAAGAUGUCUAUAAGAAAUGGCCUUUCAUCUAAUCUUUCUUGAUUUCAGUUCUUGAUUUACUGCUUGUUUUAUCUAUCUUUGUUUCGAAAUUCAAUGAUAGAUUGAUUACAUUAGUGUGCUGAAAAUGACCCAAGAAACACCAUAUUUUUUAAUAUUGUCAAUAAUCUUUUUAAAUACAGUAUUUGCGACUUCUAACUAUGUGUUAGAUGAAUCAUGUGGAUUGCCAAAUGAUCUUAAAGCUGAAAUUCAAAGCUACCAACCUAUUGUGAACAAAAUUAUAAAAUCUGCUGUAUCAGGACCACACAAAUCAAAAACUUAUAAGGAACUAGCAGAUUUUGUUGAUAAGUUUGGUUACAGGAUUUCUGGAUCUGAAAAUCUUGAGCAUGCUAUUGACUAUAUGCUUAAUAAGUCUAUUUCUUAUAAAUUAGACAAUGUUCAUGGAGAACCUGUUAUGAUUCCUCAUUGGGUUAGGGGACAUGAAGAGGCAACUUUGCUUAGUCCUCGAGAGACAAACUUGAGCAUUCUAGGUUUAGGUGGCAGUAUUGCCACUCCUCCUGAAGGAAUAACUGCUUCAGUUCUUGUUGUAGAAAGCUUUGAUGAACUGAAAAACAAAUCCAAUGAGGCUAAAGGAAAAAUUGUUGUAUUUGUUGAAGAAUGGGUGAACUAUGGUGUAACAGUUAAAUAUCGUGAUUAUGCAGCAGUGGAGGGGGCCAAAGUUGGAGCUGUUGCUACUCUGAUAAGAUCAGUGACACCGUUUUCUAUAAACAGUCCUCAUACUGGCUGGCAAGAUUACUCAGAUGACGUACCAAAAAUUCCGACUGCUGCUUUGACUGUUGAAGAUGCUUAUAUGCUUCUUAGAAUGUACAGAAGAGGUGAUAAAAUUAUUAUCAGAUUAAAAAUGGAAGCUAAAAACAUGCCACCAGUGCAAUCUAGAAAUACAAUUUCUGAAAUAGAAGGAAAACAAAUUAAAGAUAAGGCUGUAAUAGUUUCUGGCCAUUUAGACAGUUGGGAUGUUGGCAACGGUGCAAUGGAUGAUGGCGGUGGUGCAUUUAUUUCAUGGUACAGUUUAGUUCUCCUCAAGAGCUUGAAUAUUCGGCCAAGGAGAACAAUCAGAACAAUUCUUUGGACUGGAGAAGAACCAGGACUCGUUGGUGCAGUUAAAUAUUCAAAAGUUCAUAAUAAAGACGAGUUUGUUCUUUUAAUGGAAUCAGAUGAAGGGACUUUUACCCCUGAAGGCAUUACUUUCUCUGGAACUAAACAAGCUAAUUGCAUUAUGAAAGAAAUCCUAAGUUUACUGUCACCAAUCAAUGCAACUAAGUUAGAAUUAUCCAAUGAUGUUGGAUCUGAUAUAUCAAUAUGGAGUAAUCAAGGUAUACCAAUGGCUUCAUUAUUAAACAAGAAUGAAAGAUAUUUCUGGUAUCAUCAUAGUAAUGGAGACACCAUGACAGUCGAGAAUUCCGAUGAUCUUGAUAAAUGUUUAGCUGUGUGGGCUUCUGUAGCAUAUGUUGUGGCAGAUUUAUCUGUUAAUCUCUCCCGUUUAUAAUAAAAGUUAGCUGAUAAUUUUGGUAAUUUUGAUAAUCAGGAUUUGUUUCUUUAUAUGAAUCUCAAUCCUUAGCCCAAUGGAUCAUUCUGUAGAGAAACACUCUUUAUUAAUUACAAUAUUUUGUGAAUGAUAUUGGUUUAUAUACUUUGUAAUUAUGGUUUAACAUACUUUAUAAUAUUAGACUUCUGUAUAAUUUGCAUUGCAUUCUACUAAAUUAAAAAUCAAAAACAAAAAUACUUAAAUAGAGGUGGUGGACUUAUUAUUUUGUAAUUUUUCAAACUUCAUACUAAUUUUGUCAUUGAACCAUUGAAUCAUCUAUUUAUAACUUUCUCAAUUAUGUUUAAUGCAAAUUUAAAUAAAUCAACAUAAAACUGAGUAAACUUGUAUUUAUUAAUUGAUUAUGUUUUGUUGCUGCUUAAAUAAAGUGAAGAAUUAUAACAAAUCCUAGAUCAGAGAUAUACAUGGAUAUAGGUAAUAAGUAUAUUGUACUGGGUAUUGUAUUUCGUAAUAAGCAUGUUGGAAAUAAAUUAAUAUUUCUGAAAAUAUGUUAUUUUUUAAAGGUAUUUUUGGAAUUUAAUUAUUUUAUUAAAACAUUAAUUUUAUUUUUACUUUCGAUAUCCUUUUUCAUACUUUUAUCAUUUUACAAUUUUCUUUAUUAGAAUUAGUGGAAUGAAUUCAAUUGAUAAUUUUUUUACAAACCCUAUACAAUAUUAAUUAUUGUUACUAAUAAUUUGUAAUUUGAC